GGGCACUUCUACGUUCGCCUUCACGCUCCGGAAGCGCUUGCCGGCUCAGGCAGGAAGUGAACUCGGAACUGUGGCCGGCGUGACUUUGAGCGAGGAGUACUGGCGAGAGCUCAGCUCCGCAUCAUGUUAAGGAGCCGGCGGAUUUGGGGCUUGGCGUUGCCCCGGAGACAGCUGCUUUUGAAUGGUUGCCGAUGGUGUUCCUCAGGAAUCAUUCCCAAUGAGAAGAUCCGCAACAUUGGAAUUUCAGCACACAUUGACUCUGGAAAGACUACAUUAACCGAGCGCAUUCUGUUCUACACGGGCAGGAUUUCUCAAAUGCACGAGGUAAAAGGGAAAGAUGGAGUCGGUGCUGUCAUGGAUUCAAUGGAAUUGGAACGGCAGCGUGGCAUCACAAUUCAGUCUGCUGCAACUUACACUCUCUGGAAAGACACAAAUAUUAACAUUAUUGACACACCAGGCCACGUUGAUUUCACUAUAGAAGUAGAAAGGUCCCUGAGAGUUCUGGAUGGAGCCAUCCUUGUGCUGUGUGCCGUUGGCGGGGUUCAGUGCCAGACGAUGACUGUGAAUAGGCAGAUGAAGCGAUACCACGUCCCUUUUCUGACCUUCAUCAACAAACUGGAUAGAAUGGGCUCGAGUCCAAACAGAGCUCUGCAACAACUCAGAUCCAAAUUAAAUCAGAAUGCUGCAUUUAUUCAGAUCCCAAUGGGACUGGAGGGGAAUUUCCGAGGGGUCAUUGAUCUUAUUGAAGAAAAAGCCAUAUAUUUUGAAGGUGACUUUGGCCAAAUGGUUAAAUACGGCGAAAUUCCUCCCGAGUUCAGAGCUGAGUCUGCAGACCGGCGUCAAGAACUGAUUGAGUCUGUUGCAAAUUCUGAUGAACUACUUGGAGAGCUUUUUCUUGAAGAGAAGGUCCCAACAGUGACUGAUCUGAAGCUUGCAGUUAGAAGAGCAACACUGAGUAAAACGUUCACGCCUGUGCUGGUGGGAAGUGCCCUCAAGAACAAGGGGGUGCAGCCUCUGCUGGAUGCUGUUCUGGAGUAUCUCCCAAAUCCAUCAGAAGUCCAAAACUAUGCUGUUCUCAACAAAGAGAAUUCUCAGGAACAAUCCAAGCUCUUGCUGGGUUCUGCCAGAGACGACUCUCUGCCUUUUUUGGGCUUGGCAUUUAAACUUGAGGCAGGACGAUUUGGACAGCUCACAUAUGUUCGCGUGUACCAGGGAAUGUUAAAGAAAAGUGAUUACAUCUACAACACCCGGACUGGGAAAAAAGUGCGAGUGCAGAGACUUGUCCGCUUGCAUGCAGACAUGAUGGAGGAUGUGGAUGUAGUUUAUGCAGGAGAUAUCUGUGCAUUGUUUGGCGUCGACUGUGCAAGUGGGGAUACAUUCUCUGAAAAAUCCAACUCUGAUCUUUCCAUGGAAUCUAUUCAUGUCCCUGAUCCUGUCAUCUCUGUAGCAAUGAAGCCAUCCAACAAGAAUGAUUUGGAUAAGUUUUCAAAAGGCAUUAACCGGUUCACCAGAGAAGAUCCUACUUUCAGAGUUCAUUUUGACAACGAGAGCAAGGAGACCAUAGUUUCAGGAAUGGGAGAACUGCAUCUGGAGAUCUAUGCUCAGAGAAUGGAAAGAGAAUAUGGCUGUCCUUGUGUUAUGGGAAAGCCCAAAGUAGCCUUCAGAGAGUGCAUUGUGGCACCGGUACCGUUUGACUUCACUCAUAAAAAGCAGAGUGGUGGGGCUGGCCAGUAUGGUAAAGUGAUAGGAGUUCUAGAACCCCUGGAGCCAGAGAACAACACCAGACUAGAAUUCAGUGACAGAACUGUUGGAACCAAUGUCCCAAAACAGUUUGUGCCAGCCGUUGAAAAGGGAUUCCGUGACGCAUGUGAGAAAGGUCCCUUGUCAGGUCACAAGAUUUCCGGAAUACGGUUCGUCCUGGAGGAUGGUGCGAAUCACAUGGUGGACUCAAAUGAAAUCUCUUUUAUCCGGGCCGCUGAAGGUGCCGUGAGACAAGCUAUGGCAGAUGCAACGGUGUGUAUUCUUGAGCCCAUCAUGUCCGUGGAAGUUGUAGCACCUAAUGAAUUCCAAGGAGCGGUGGUGGCAGGAAUCAACCGCCGCCAGGGCAUCAUCACAGGGCAAGAUGGCGCUGAGGGCUACUUCACCAUCUAUGCUGAUGUUCCCUUGAACAAUAUGUUUGGAUAUGCAACGGAAUUGAGGUCUUCCACAGAGGGAAAAGGUGAAUUCACAAUGGAAUACAGUCGAUACGAGCCCUGCUCACCCAAUACACAGGAAGAAUUAAUUAACAAAUACCUAGAAGCAACGGGACAACUUCCUGCAAAAAAAGGCAAGGCCAAGAGCUGAUUUGCCUCUGGGAGAGGUUAUUGCAAGGAUCCAAUAGCAAAAUUUGGCUGCUACUGGUUUAAUGACACGAGAAAAAUCAAAGCAGGUGGCUGAAUUUCAUCCUGGAUUGAUAGUUUGACUUUAUUAAGUCACUGAGAGACACUUGCUGUGACGUAAUCACUGUCUUAAUUUAACCAUGUAUCUUUUUGUUUCGAUUUAAAUGCUUUAUAUUAAAGUGAUGCUAACUGUA
This is a messenger RNA of Heteronotia binoei (common prickly gecko), 2572 nucleotides long. RefSeq names its product G elongation factor mitochondrial 1 (gene GFM1). Gene Ontology annotation, cellular component: mitochondrion. Gene Ontology annotation, molecular function: GTPase activity; GTP binding; translation elongation factor activity. Bases 124 to 2343 code for a protein of 739 amino acids. The transcript is spliced from 18 exons. Gene Ontology annotation, biological process: mitochondrial translational elongation. Lineage: Eukaryota; Metazoa; Chordata; Lepidosauria; Squamata; Gekkonidae. The record is from RefSeq and is a predicted model, not a curated record.